UAGAGGUUUUUCAGUUUCAUUGCCAACAACUGUAUCUCGGAGGAAAGACAACUGGUUCUUAUAUGAAAUGAGUUGUAAUGGAUAUGAGGAUUCCUUGUUAAAAUGUGCAAGAUCUGUAUCCACCAGCUGUAGCUCUGAGGCUGGAGUCCUGUGUUACCAAACAUUAAAUAGUACAGUUAGACUUGUCAAUGGUAGCUCGUCAGAUGAGGGACGAGUGGAGGUUCUGGUAAAUAGCCGAUGGAGACCGGUGUGUUCUUCCUACUGGGACAAUAAUGAUGCUCGUGUAGCUUGUAGGAGUCUAGGAUAUUUGGGAGGUUUUCCAGUUUCAUUGCCCACAAGUAUAAAUCGGACAAAAGAAAAUUGGUUCUUGUAUAACAUGGGUUGUAACGGAAAUGAAGAUUCCUUGCUAAAGUGUGCAAGAUCUAUAACCACCAGUUGUAACUAUGAGGCUGGAGUAAUAUGUUUCCAAACAUUAAAUAGUAAAGUAAGACUAAUGAGUGGUAGUUCUCCAGAUGAGGGACUAGUAGAGGUUCUGGUCAAUGACCAAUGGCGAGGUGUAUGCAGUAAUGGGUGGGACAAAGCUGCUGCAAGUAUGGCAUGUAGAAAUGUGGGAUAUUCAGGAGGAUUUCCGGUCUCCCCAUCGAUUUAUCUAAACAGACAGAAGAAAACAUGGUCCUUAAACAGCAUGAGUUGUAAUGGAAAUGAGGAUUCCUUGUUAAAAUGUGCAAGAUCAGGAUCCAGCAGUUGUAACUUAGCGGGAGUUAUGUGUUACUACACUGUAAAAGGCAGAGUAAGAAUUGUUGAUGGCAGCUUUCCAGAUGAAGGUCGUGUUGAGGUUUUGGUUUAUGACCGAUGGCGAAAAGUGUGCAGCACCUACUGGGACAAAAAUGACACAGAUGUUACAUGUCGGAACCUAGGGUUUUUAGGAGGUUUUCCAACCUCACUGCCAGCCAGAGAAAAGAAGAGUAAAACCAUUUGGUUCUUAGACCGCGUGAAUUGUAAUGGAGAUGAAGAUUAUUUGUUUGAAUGUACAGCCCGAGGAUCCACGACUUGUAGUUCUGGCCGAGAGGCGGGAGUUAUUUGUUAUAACCACAUAGUAAAUGGCAUUGUCAGAAUUGUUAGUGGAAGCUCUCCAAAUGAGGGCGUAGUUGAGGUAUUGAAGAAUCACCGAUGGCAAAGAGUCUCAAAGGAAGGAUGGGACAAAAGUAACGCUGAUGUGACUUGUAAAACUUUGGGAUAUUCAGGAGGAUUUCCAGUUUCAUCGCUGAUGUUUGUAGACGAUAGGGAAGAUGCGUUAAUGUUGGGUGCUAUUAACUGUGAAGGGGAUGAAGAUUUUUUAUUAAACUGUCCCAUAUCAAUCAACCCAUCCAGCAGCUAUUACAGUAGUGCAAUGGCCGCGGUGGUUUGCUACCAUACAAUAAAUGACACGAUUAGAUAUAUAAACGAAUAUUCUACACAAGAGAAGAAUGUAAUUAUACCUAAAAUAAAUAUAAAUGGGACUUGGAGAACACUUUGUAAGGUCGGACGGGAUGAUAACUAUGCAAAAGUUAUUUGCAGAAGUCUUGGUUACUCCGGAUAUGCUACCUUAACUUUGAAUGGGGAAAAUUCAAGUGCCUUUGGAGAACCCAUAGUGAACAAUAUUAGAUGUUCUGGAAGAGAAAAAAUGUUAACGGAAUGUUCAUCUGGCUUGAUUAGCCCCGGAGCUUGCAGUACCAGUGCCAGAGUGCGAAUUGAGUGUAUUUCCGGCAAUGUUAAAAGAUUCAUUAGACUUGUCAAUGGAACUUCAAGUAACAAAGGUCGUGUAGAGGUGUUUAUCAACGGGAGAUGGGGUACUGUGUGUGAUGACCACUGGGACGACAAGGAUGCACGUGUCGUGUGUAGAAGUCUGGGAUAUUCAGGAAACUCUACUGCUCAUCAAAAUGCCUAUUUUGGACAAGGAUCGGGAUAUACUUGGUUAGAUGACGUCAAAUGUCAAGGGACUGAGUCAUCCAUCUUUGACUGUAUCCAAAAUGGUUAUGGGAAAGAAGACUGUGGUCACUAUGAGGAUGCUGGUGUAACAUGCAACUAAUUUG
This is a messenger RNA of Saccostrea cuccullata (small rock oyster), 2072 nucleotides long. Its product is annotated as scavenger receptor cysteine-rich domain superfamily protein-like. The transcript has 13 exons. The record is from RefSeq and is a predicted model, not a curated record. Gene Ontology annotation, cellular component: membrane. NCBI's taxonomy places the organism in Eukaryota, Metazoa, Mollusca, Bivalvia, Ostreida, Ostreidae. Bases 68 to 2068 code for a protein of 666 amino acids.